AUGCGCCUUGCGCUGGACAAACUCAAUAAAACCCAGGAUGCUGAGAAGGCCUAUCUCGCAGCCACUCGCGUGAAGGAAGGCGACAAGCCAGCAUGGCAGGGACUUAUCAGCCUCUAUGAAAAACAAGGAAGUCUGAAACUCGACUCGUAUCGCGAAGCAGUGCUGAAACUUGGCCAAAUAUUCGCUGAAGCAGAUGACAAGCACCGCUGUCAAGAUGCCGUCGAUAAAUUCAUCAGCUUCGCCAAAAAACAUGGCAGUCGCUCUCAGUAUCGAAAAGCGAUCGAACUGCACCUCCCCUCGAGCCCAUUGUACGACUUCCUUGAGGGCCGUGUCCCGCAUCCUGCGCAUACAUACCUUCGUCUCAUUGAAAUGACCGAGGCAGACGAGAAGGAAUUCAUAAAUCGGGAGAUAGGCGAGCGACGUACACGAUUGGGAGCCAGGGUUGACCAGGUUACCUUGGAGGUCAAGCGAGAAGCUUUCAAGCGGAGUGAGCUAGAGUCACUCUAUCGUGGAAUAGUGAACUGGUCCCAUGACGACCAGGUUCGACGUACGUACGAGGAGAAGCUGCUGGAACGUGGAUGCGAUGUUCUUGCAGUUCUUCCUGCAAAUGAAAAGGCGGACAAACGGAAUGAGGUUUGGCAGGCCGCCCGUGACAUGGUCAUUAUCAAACAUCCUUUCGAACUUGCCUGGAGGAUCUACAUCGAGUGGCAAGAUAUCCAAAGCUUUUCGGAGUGGGAUCAUGGGUUCUUGGAGGAUUUCAUCGAGUUCUUUCCCGAGCACGGCCUUACUAAAGUUCUCAAGGGAUUUCUGGCCAGUGAUUUCUCACCAUUUCCCAAAGACCCGAAGAAACGGAAAGGGUCGAAGAACUCUCAGCAAGCAGCCAACGACCAAGACGCCGAUGGCAGCAAUGGUGAAAUCGUUGAGCUAGCAGCUCAGGAUAGCUUGAUAUUGAUGGUCGAAGGUCUUGAAAUGUCGUCCUCAUCUGUCGUUGCGCAUAGGAUCGUCAGUGAUGUCUACUUAUCGCUGGAAGAAUACGAAAGCGUGGCUGAUGUAGCCAGGAAAGGGCUAGACAAUUUACAGUCACUGGUGAAAAUGUCUGGGAUGAAGCUCCAGAACACGACUGAUUCGAUGAGAAUCACCCUUGCGAAUGCCCUGAUUUAUUACCAGUCUCCAAGAAACCACCCAGAGGCCAAACGCAUCUUCGAGGAGAUUCUCCGUCGAAACCCGAAAUCGACGAGCUGCUUACUGGGAAUUGGUCUUAUUCUUAAGGUCGAUGAAGAUUACGUGGAAGCCGUUAACUUCCUGGGACGUGCUCUAAACCGGGACCCGACAAAUAUCAAGGUCCGGGGUGAGUUAUCCUGGUGCAAAGCGCUCAACGGAGAUCUCGAAUCGGGUCUCGAAGGUCUUCAGGACGUCCUCUCCGAGCUGCAGUCCUCACGCUCCGAGAACCGAGAAUUCAAAGCCGAGAUCCUCUACCGGUUAGGAUACUGCCAGUGGGAAAUCGAUCCGUCCUCGGCCGCGCGUAAAGAUCGCACUGGUGCCUACGCCAGCUUUUUGUCCUCAAUUCAAACCAACAUGAAUUUCGCUCCCCCUUAUACUUUCCUCGGUCUGUAUUACGCAGAUUACAAGAAGGACAAGACGAGAGCACGCCGGUGUUUCCACAAAGCCUUCGAACUGUCAGCCUCGGAGAUUGAAGCCGCAAGGAGACUAGCAAAGACGUUCGCCGACCAAAAGGAAUGGGAUCUUGUUGAAGCAGUGUCUCAGCGGGUCGUGGACUCGGGCAAAGCCAAACCGGCACCCGGCUCGAAGCGGAAAGGCUUCAGUUGGCCCUAUGCAGCUUUGGGAACCGUUCAAAUCAAUAAGCAGCAAUACCCUAAGAGCAUUGUUUCGUUCCAGGUGGCUCUGAGAAUCUCGCCGGGAGACUAUCAUUCGUGGGUGGGCCUAGGUGAGAGUUACCACCAUUCCGGACGGUUCAUCGCGGCCACGAAGGCAUUCGAGCAUGCCCAGCAAUUGGAAGGUGCACUAUCUAGUUCCGAUAAGGAGCAGAUUUGGUUCGCACGAUACAUGCUGGCGAAUGUUAAGCGGGAGCUUGGUGAAUUCGAAGACGCCAUCUCGAGAUACGAAGAAGUAUUGAGCUUCCGGCCAAACGAGUUUGGUGUUUCUAUUGCACUGCUUCAGACGCUUACAGAAAGCUCGUGGAAGAGUCUUGAGCUGGGGCUUUACAACGACUGUAUCGAGCUGGCGCGCAAAGCUAUCUUCGUGGCGACGUCGCUUGCCCUCGAAAGAGUCGAUAUCUUUAACCUGUGGAAGGGCGUUGGGGAUGCAUGCUCACUUUUCGCGUAUGUCAAAGCUAAAUCUGGACGGCUGCCGAUCAGUGAAGCUUUCACCUUGCUCUCUACUCAACUCGAACCCACGGCCUUUGAUAUUCUCGCCGAUGUCGACGAGAUAGGCCAAAGACACCUUUCGCUGCUUAAGGAUGAAAGCAACGAGGAGACUACACUGUCUGAUAAAUGCAUGUAUGCCUCCAUAUUGGCGUAUAAACGCGCCAUCCAUGUCUCUGUGCACGACGUGCAUGCCCAGGCAGUUUCUUGGUACAAUCUCGGCUGGGCAGAAUACAGGACCUACAAGUGUACGCAGGCUGCUGCGGGCACGACGGGCCAGAAACAGUCGCGCAAAUUCUUGAAAGCCGCGAUGCGUUGCUUCAAACGCGCAAUUGAGUUAGAAGCGGGUAACUCUGAAUUUUGGAAUGCUCUUGGUGUGGUGACCACCGGCAUGAGUCCCAAGGUAGCGCAGCACGCGUUUGUGAGAAGUCUCCAUCUCAACGAGCGAAGUGCCCAGGUUUGGACUAAUCUAGGAGCGCUCUACCUCAUCCACAAUGACAUCCAACUGGCAAAUGAGGCAUUUACCCGUGCUCAAUCAACGGACCCGGAUUACGCCCAGGCCUGGAUUGGCCAGGGUUUCCUGGCCCUUCUGUUCGGGGAUCCGCGGGAAGCUAGAGGCCUCUUCGAGCACGCGUUCGAUAUCUCUAGCUCAUUGUUGGUCUUGCCGAAACAGCAGUAUGCUCUCAGCUUGUUCGACCACCUGAUGGCGGAUUCCUCGGUUUCCAAUGAGAUCUCGCAACUGAUCCAGCCCUUCUUUGCACUUCAUCAACUCUCUUCACAAAACCCCUCGGAUCUUCCCUUUGUACAUCUCUCUGCUCUUCUUGCGGAAAGGAUUGGGGAAAUAUCCGACGCAGAAACCAGUCUCCGAACAGUGUGCUCUGCUGUUGAAGCCGAAUACGAGGUGUCCGAAUCAACUUCCUCACUUUCAAGAUUUGCGCAGGCGAACGCAGAUAUUGCGCGUGUUUUACUGGCGCAGCAUGAAUUCGAGGAGGCUGCGGAGAAAGCUGAGAUGGCUCUCAUGCUGUCCGGGGAGGAAGACGCAGGAAAGUUCGAUUCUGAAACGAGUAGGAAAUUGCGCUUGUCGGCACACCUGACCGCUGGUCUAUCGCAUUACUAUCUGAAGUCCAUGGACAGCGCGAUCGACAUGUUCCGCGAUGCUCUGCAGGAGGCAGACAAUGCACCGGAGGUUGUGUGUCUUCUUGCUCAAGUGUUGUGGGCGAAGGGCGGAGAGGAGGAGCGGGCUGUGGCUCGCCAGCAAUUAUUCGACUGUGUCGAGGCAAACCCCGAUCAUGUCGGGGCCGUCACACUUCUCGGAGCCAUUGCGAUCUUGGACGCAGACAAAGAUGUCAUCGAGGCGGUCGAAUCGGACCUCCAGAACAUGAUUACGAGAGACGAUAUUGAGAUUCACGAGCAAGCCAAGCUUAUCAAGCUGUUGACAGCGGUAUCCACGUUAGGAUUCAGCGACAACUCAGGUGUACCCGAGGAAACAAGACGCGUGGGCGAGGCCGCUGCCGCCGUGAUGAGAGCACCACAUCAACCACAGGGCUGGAUGGAGCUGUCGGCAGCAUCUGGCGAGCCAUACACUGCCGAAAUGGGCGUCAAGAGAGCUUUGCGGAGCGUUCCCCCUCGUGGCCGACUCGAAGCCGAGGACCUUUCUGCUGCAUUUGCCCAGACUGGAAAGGCCGGCGAUGCUUUCAGAGCCAUUAUGGUCGCGCCGUGGAAGCGAGACGGAUGGGAGGAAUUGAACCACGCGACGUCAACAACAGCCUAGACCUUGAGAGUCCGAAGGGAAGUUAUGUUAUAUAGGUAGAUGACUUCUCGGGAUCAGCAUAAGAAAUAAGUUAGUUUAGAAACGCAUCAUGAAGAAUUAAAUGCAAUGCAUUCACACAUACCU
This is a messenger RNA of Aspergillus melleus, 4275 nucleotides long. It is a transcript of the gene SKI3, whose product is annotated as SKI complex subunit tetratricopeptide repeat protein SKI3. Bases 1 to 4152 code for a protein of 1383 amino acids. The record is from RefSeq and is a predicted model, not a curated record. The transcript has 3 exons. Gene Ontology annotation, cellular component: Ski complex. Lineage: Eukaryota; Fungi; Ascomycota; Eurotiomycetes; Eurotiales; Aspergillaceae. Gene Ontology annotation, molecular function: protein binding.